AAUAUAUAUUUAAAAGUGAACAUUUUGAACACUUUGAAUUUGAAAUACCUGAAAACUAUAUACAGUUUAGAGUAUGACUCAAGAAUAUAUUUUCUUAUAAAUAUAGAUUUCCCCCUAAAGGAAAGGGACAGUAUUCGGAAAGCGUUGCCACUCUGACUGUCAGGACGGAGUUGGCCUUUCCAUUUUUUGCCUCAACCUUUCAGGCAUUUUGGAAUUCGUUUGCUUAAAUUGUCUUUUGCUUCAGUAAAGACUUUUAACUCUGCUUUCGCUGUGAAAAACACAAAGAAGGAAAAUGAUUCGCGCUUCAUUACUGGUGAAAUUGAAUCGAUCGGUGGUAGGAUCACUGGUUAAUAACUGGGAUAACUCCAAACUGCCAAAUGUCAUUUCCCUGAACCCACGUGCUGUGAACUUAAUCCCAGCGCGUUGUUUUUCUGCUGGUGGUGACGAUGAGAAGCCCAAAAAGGUGCCGCCGGGGUUCGUGGCUCCCUUGGGAAGUAACCCAGAGAAUACCACUCGUAAGGGCGUGGCAACUUCAGAGGUACAGACGCCAGCCGUUUCCGUCGUCACCUCUGGUGGUAAAAUAGGCAGAACCGUAUCCCUGGACACCAAUGCCAUCGUUCGCAACAAGGGCACCGAAGAGAAAUGCUCAGGUGACGACAAGAAGUCUGAUGCCCAGAAGAGGGCGAUGGAGGCCAAGGAGGCUGCUGCUAAACAGGUGCAGGAAAUCAUGGCUAAUAUGCCUAGCAGGCAGCAGACUGAGAAAUACUUCUUUCGCGUUGUGGCAUUCAUUUAUGACUUGUCCUAUCUUACUGCCACCUGGCUGGUCAACUUUAUCGAGCACAAUAUCGUCCAGAAUCCCACAGUGCAGCACUACUGGAAGCGAUUCCACGAGAAAAUGGAGCAGGCAAAGAAGGAUUAACUUCCAGCGAACCACAAAUUUUUAUUAUACAACUUAUGCGAAAGCAACAAAAUAAAAACAAAUCGCUGACGAAUCCAAAA
Messenger RNA from Drosophila eugracilis, 999 nucleotides. RefSeq lists its product as uncharacterized. The record is from RefSeq and is a predicted model, not a curated record. Bases 293 to 919 code for a protein of 208 amino acids. NCBI's taxonomy places the organism in Eukaryota, Metazoa, Arthropoda, Insecta, Diptera, Drosophilidae. The transcript is spliced from 2 exons.